AUGAAUUUCGACGAGAUUGAAGAACAGGAUGGCAUCCGCUUUUCUUGGAAUGCAUGGCCCUCAUCGCGCAUUGAAGCUACCAAGGCGGUCGUUCCAGUUUCGUGUCUCUAUACGCCAUUGAAAGAACGCGACGACUUUAUCGAGAACCCUAUCUGGUAUGAGCCUGUGAUGUGUAAGGCCCCUUGUCGAGCUAUUUUGAAUCCAUAUUGUCAGAUCGAUGUUCGUGGCAAGCUUUGGAUAUGUCCUUUUUGUCUUCAACGCAACGCCUUUCCACCUCAUUACAAGGAUAUCUCCAAUACCAAUCUGCCAGCCGAAUUAUUGCCAAAGUAUACCACCAUCGAAUACAACUUGAAUCGAGUCGCCCAAAUCCCGCCCAUCUUUUUAUACGUCGUCGAUACUUGUUUGGAUGAUGAGGAUCUUAAGGCUCUCAAAGAUGCUUUGAUUGUAAGCUUGAGUCUAUUGCCCCCUUAUGCUUGGGUGGGUCUUAUCACUUAUGGUACCAUGACCCAAGUACAUGAACUUGGUUUCGCAGAUUGCCCAAAGUCAUUUGUAUUUCGUGGUACCAAGGAGUAUACUGGAAAGCAAGUACAAGACAUGCUUGGCUUGAGUGGUGCCUCUGUACGUCCCGGUCAACCUGCAGCUCGUCCUGGUCAACCUCCUCAAGUCAGCACAGCAGCUAAUAGAUUCUUGCUCCCUAUCAAGGAUUGCGAAUUUGCCUUGACUUCCAUUCUUGAAAACCUACAACGUGAUCCAUGGCCUGUUGCCAGCGAUAAGCGUGCUCAAAGAUGUACCGGUGUUGCAAUGGGUGUAGCUGUUGGAUUGCUCGAGACUACAUUCCCUAACACCGGUGCACGUGUCAUGUUAUUCAGUGGUGGUCCUGCAACUGAAGGCCCUGGUAUGGUUGUCAGCAACGAGCUUCGUGAGCCUAUUCGAUCGCAUCAUGAUAUUGACAAGGAGACGGCCAAAUACUACAAAAAGGCAAUCAAGUUUUAUGAAGGAUUGGGCAAACGUGCAUCCACCAACGGCCAUACCAUUGAUAUCUUUGCUGGAUGUUUGGAUCAGAUUGGUCUUUUGGAGAUGAAAUCCAUGGUCAACUCGACAGGUGGCGUGAUGAUUCUUGCUGAUUCCUUCAAUACAGCCAUCUUUAAGCAAAGUUUCCAGCGCGUGUUCCAAAAGGAUGCACAAGGUCAUUUACAAAUGGGUUUCAAUGCUACCUUGGAUGUCCAGACAACACGUGAGCUCAAGGUGUGUGGAUUGAUCGGCCAUGCAGUAUCAGCCAACAAGAAAUCGACCUAUGUCGGUGAAACGGAGAUCGGCAUUGCCAACACGUCGGCAUGGAAAAUGUGCUCAGUUACACCAAAGACAACCAUGGGUGUAUACUUUGAAGUUGUGAAUCAGCCCACAGUGCAAUUGCAACCUGGAUCACGUGGAUUAAUCCAAUUCAUUACGCAUUAUCAGCAUUCAAGUGGCCAAUUUCGAUUGAGAGUGACUACCGUCGCUCGCAACUUUGCCGAAGGACAAAGCCCUGAGAUUGCAAACUCAUUUGAUCAAGAAACAGCUGCUGUACUCAUGUCACGUAUUGCUGUAUUCAAGGGCGAGAUUGAUGAUGGUCCUGAUGUUUUAAGAUGGCUCGAUCGCAUGUUGAUUCGCCUAUGCCAACGCUUUGCCGACUAUCGCAAAGAUGACCCACACAGCUUCCGCCUCUCAGAGAACUUUUCGAUCUACCCUCAAUUCAUGUUCCACUUGCGGAGGAGUCAAUUCCUUCAAGUAUUCAACAACUCACCUGAUGAAACUGCUUUCUAUCGCCACGUCAUCAACCGUGAAAAUGUCGACAAUUCAUUGAUCAUGAUCCAACCUACCCUUACAUCCUAUGGCUUCGAUAGCCCACCUCAGCCUGUUUUACUCGAUUCAAUAUCUAUCAAGCCCGAUGUCAUCCUCUUGUUGGACACGUUUUUCCAUUUACUCAUUUUCCAUGGUGAAACGAUUGCUCAAUGGAGAGAGGCUGGAUAUCAGGAUCAAGAGGGUUAUGAGAACUUUAAGCAGCUCCUCGAAACGCCUGUAUUGGAUGCUCAAGAUUUAUUGAUGGAUCGAUUCCCUGUACCACGUUAUAUUGUUUGCGAUCAAGGUGGCUCACAAGCUCGUUUCCUUUUAUCCAAGCUUAAUCCAUCAACAACCCAUGCCUCCAAUUCCCCCUAUGGUGCUCCUCAAGGUGCUGCCAUUUUCACCGAUGAUGUCAGUCUUCAAGUGUUUAUGGAACAUCUCAAAAAGUUGUCAGUUGCAGGAAAUUCGUAA
This is a messenger RNA of Lichtheimia ornata, 2292 nucleotides long. Its product is annotated as protein transporter SEC23. The record is from RefSeq and is a predicted model, not a curated record. Lineage: Eukaryota; Fungi; Mucoromycota; Mucoromycetes; Mucorales; Lichtheimiaceae. Gene Ontology annotation, biological process: COPII-coated vesicle budding; intracellular protein transport; endoplasmic reticulum to Golgi vesicle-mediated transport. Gene Ontology annotation, molecular function: zinc ion binding; GTPase activator activity. Gene Ontology annotation, cellular component: endoplasmic reticulum exit site; COPII vesicle coat. The coding region runs from base 1 to 2292 and encodes 763 amino acids. The transcript has 9 exons.